Molecule: messenger RNA, 566 nt
Organism: Impatiens glandulifera
Lineage: Eukaryota; Viridiplantae; Streptophyta; Magnoliopsida; Ericales; Balsaminaceae
Product: CDT1-like protein a, chloroplastic
Exons: 4
Coding region: 9-566 (185 amino acids)
Biological process (GO): mitotic cell cycle; DNA replication checkpoint signaling; regulation of DNA-templated DNA replication initiation
Cellular component (GO): nucleus
Molecular function (GO): DNA binding; DNA polymerase binding
Source: RefSeq, a predicted model, not a curated record
GGUAUGCAAUGUUGGGUGAGUUUUUUGAUAGAUUGGUUAGCUCCAUUCUGCUUCUGAGGGGUUCCAAUCCAACCUUUUCAAAUAUUAAACCCAAAAUUGAGUCAUUCACUAAUAGGAGGUUCACCUAUAGUCAUUUGGCACAAUUGAAGUUUAUUUUACCAGAGGCCAUAGAGAUGAAGAAGACUGUUACCCAGAAUGAACUAACUUUCUGUAUGAAGCCAGAUAUUCAUAUAACUUUGAACACUGCAGCAAUUAUGAAACCAAAUCAGCUGUCAUCAGAGUCUGGGCAUAUGUAUCUAAAGAAGAUGUUUCGUAGUAGGCUAUUGGACUACUUUAAGACCCACCCGGAGGGUGAUGUUCCUGAAGAAACACUACCGGAGCCAUUCAACAAGUCAAGGAAAGCUUGUGUUAGUGAAGAAGCUAACUCAACCUUUGGCCUUGAAAGAUCAACUGUUUUACCUGCAAUUCAGCAGCCAGUACCAGUAUCUCAUCUAUCCAAAUCCUUCAGGAAGAAAAAAAAGGUAGAGGUUAAAACAGACAAAGGACCCCAAAGACAUUUACAAUGA